AUGGCCACUCUGCUGGGAGCAGCAGACCCAGACCUUCCAAGCCACACUCUGACAGUUCCUCCUGUGGAUGAACAUGCACACUUCUCCAUCACAGGCACCUGCAUGGGGGAGAUGAAAGCCCAAGAGACCCUGCCAGUGCCCCUCUCCUACAGGCUCCUGGAUGGUCAGGACACCCUCCCACCUGUCGUUUUCCUGCAUGGGCUGUUUAGCAACAAAAACAUCUUCCAGGCUGAGGCUGAGGCCCUGGCACAGCAGACAGGCAGGAAGGUAUUGACAGUGGAUGCUAGGAACCAUGGAGAGAGCCCUCAUAGCCCUGACUGCAGCUAUGAGGCCACGAGCGCCGACCUGCAGGCUCUGCUGUCGAAGCUAGGACUCAGCCCCUGUGUCCUCAUCGGGCACAGCAUGGGAGGCAAGACAGCCAUGGCGCUGGCAUUGCAGAAGGUAUUGACAGUGGAUGCUAGGAACCAUGGAGAGAGCCCUCAUAGCCCUGACUGCAGCUAUGAGGCCAUGAGCGCCGACCUGCAGGCUCUGCUGUCGAAGCUAGGACUCAGCCCCUGUGUCCUCAUCGGGCACAGCAUGGGAGGCAAGACAGCCAUGGCGCUGGCACUGCAGAAGCCAGAGCUGGUGGAACGUCUGGUCUCAGUGGAUGUCAGCCCCUUGGUGGCCACCGACAUCCCAAAGAUCUUUAAAAUUAUACCUGCUAUGAAGGCUAUAAACAUCCUUGGAGAUGUUUCCAACUCUGAAGCUUUUGAAGUAGUUGAUGAGUAUCUGAAGCUAUUUGUCAAGGAUUCAAGCAUUCGGCAGUAUCUGUUCAACAGUCUGGUGCAGGUCAACGGGCAGUAUGAGUGGAAAGUCAAUGCUGAAAACCUGUGGCAGCAACAAAACUUGUUUCUGGAUAGUCUUCAUAUCCAGGGCGUCUAUCGUGGCCCCACACUCUUCCUCAGAAGCGCCAAUUCAUCCUUCAUCCCGUCAAGUCACUACUCCAAGAUCAAGUUACUGUUCCCUGAAGCCCAGUUCCAGACCAUCCCUGAUGCUGGUCACAUCCUCCAUAUCCAGAAGCCCCAAGAGUUCAUGAACAGUAUCCUCAGUUUCCUGUCCUAGAAGAUGUUCCCUCUCCCCACAUUCCACUUUCGAACUUUCAAACACUCAGAGAACCCUAGGCUCUUCCUUCAGUUGGAAUCUUUUUUUUAAAAAAAAACCAUCUUUUUCUAAUUCAUAACUGAACUAACACCAAUCAAUAUGAACAUUCCCAUAGGAAAAGAAUAAGAGAGAAAGAGAAUUGUAGACAUUGUGAAUCUCUGUUAUGAACAGCUUGGGGUUUUUUAAUCACACGAUAAAUUCAGCAUGUUAAUUUCCAAGUUGUCUUCUUGUCUUCAGCUCCCACCAAACUUACUUCUGUUCUUUGCUCUGCAAUUUUUACAUGUUUCAAUGACCCACUUUCUUUUCUUUUUUUAGAAAAAUAAAUACUCUUCUUGUGACCUUGAUAGAUAGCAACAGAAAUAAACAUUUCCAUAUACAAAGACAGAAAAAAGAGGAUUCUAUAUGGAACCAUGAAUCUACCAUGUACAGUUUGUUUUCUCAGGUUUUUUUCUUUUAAGUUGCAUCAGUUUUAUUUGAGGCCCUUCACCAUCCUGGGGGCUCUGGAUACUCUCUGGCUUAUCAAUGUCUUUUCUGGAAUAUGGUGCCCUGAACUGAACACUUUUCAACAUUAGCAGAAUGGAACUGUCAGGGCUGUGACUUCCCACAUUAAUAAUUAAAUAUUAUUAAUAAUUAUUAUAUUUAUAAUAAGUUAACAAUAAAAACAACAUCAACAAUAGCCAUAAUAAGGCUGCUAGGGAGUGGAAUAGAUAGAGCAAUGAGCCUAGAAAAAUCUGGCCUCUAGCUAUGUAACUUUGGGUAAGUCACUUAGCCUCCAUUUCCCCAGCUGUAAAAUGGGACUCAUAAUAACCCCUACCUCCUAGGGCCAUUGUGAAGAUCAAAUUGUGGAAAAUGUGGUUGAGGAUGUUGCUUUUGCAUAUCAUUCAAUCAGGGGUUGAAUGCCUACACAACAGCAUUAGAGUCAGUUUGGACUGGGAGGGAGUGUGGGAAAUGACUGUUUUUUUUUCUACAAGGUUAUAGUCUAGGGACUGGAUGGAAGUUGAACGAAGGAAAGACAUAAAGUAGAGUUGGUGGGUGAAUGGACUUACCAGCGAAAACUGAUUCUGAGGUUAGGUAUCCAUAUCCCAGGCAAAGGGGAUGUGGGCAUGCCCAAAUAAGGGAAAAGUUGAAUAAGGCUCUGGGUGACCAAAUUGUGGGGAGUGGGAGAUGUAAAAAUAAUAAGCAUUUAAAUAGCCCUUUAAUGUUGGCAAAAUACUUUGCCUUCUUGCACUUGAUCCACACAACAACCCUGCCAGAAAUUCUUAUUACCCUCCUCUUACAAAUGAGGAAACUAAGGAUUUCCCCAGACCCAAGCCAAAGGUCCCAUGGCUUGGAAGUGUCUAAGGUGGGAUUUGAACUCAGGUCUUCUGACAUCAAGUCCAGGGUUCUCUCCACUGUGCCACCUAGCUGCCAAGCUGAAGUCUCUCACCUUGGCUGUCUCCACUGCCACAAGGCUUUGCCUGAUGCCAAUUGGGGAACCAAACUGAGGCCCUGAGGGUGGCUUUGCAGAAGGGCCCCUGCCCUCCCCCUGCAUCUGGUUUUGGAUCCACCAGCUGACCAGCUGCCUCACUUCUUCUAAGAGAAAGGGACAAGAAGGAGGGUGCAAGCUCUGCCAGGGACAGUGACGGCAAGUCCAAGCCUAUGGGGAACCUGGUAUAAAGCUGACAGACCUCUCUUGAUGUCACACAGGCACACUCACAGAGCAUGCCUCCUACAUACAUACUCCCUCACCCUCCUGUUCUCUACCUUCCAGGCUCUGCCUCGGUUUCUUUCCUUGUCUCCAGCAGCUCAGCCUCUUCUGCCAGUUUCUCUGUGGUUCCUCUUGUAAACCCUCAAUCCAUUGGGAGCUCCUGGAGGGCAGAGUCUUGUUUUUCCUUUUGUUCACGCAUUGCCCACACCUAGUAUGGUACUUGGCAUGCAAUGGUAGGUGCUUAAUAAAUGCUUAUGGAAUUAA
Vombatus ursinus (common wombat) is the source of this 3091-nucleotide messenger RNA. RefSeq names its product protein ABHD11-like. Lineage: Eukaryota; Metazoa; Chordata; Mammalia; Diprotodontia; Vombatidae. The transcript is spliced from 8 exons. Gene Ontology annotation, cellular component: mitochondrion. The record is from RefSeq and is a predicted model, not a curated record. Bases 1 to 1101 code for a protein of 366 amino acids.